AUGAGUCAAAAUCAAUCUUCUUCCAACAAUACCGACUUCGACAUGAUAGCGAUAGCGGAUGUGGCCGCUCAAAUGGCAUUGGAUGUCCGCGGUAAAUUUCCACAGGACACGAUCAACUCCGUGAUUCCACUUCCGCGAAGGCUCGGCCGGAGCCAGCAGCCCUCAGCUAUCGACCAAGAGGGUAUGAGGCUUUGGAACGCGUCGCAGACUAAAAAGGACUUCGACGACUUUGACCCGGCUGUGAUCACAGAAGCAUCUGAGAACUACAAGACUGUAUGGAGAGUCUGCCUUCGCGUGUUCUGGUCCACACCGAAUGAGAUCUUGUCCCUGAGGGAGGGAUUGCGGUAUCGCCCAACUCCACCAGCGAGCGUGAAGGCGUCUCAUGUAGUCUUCUCGCCAAAGUUCAGCCGCUUGUUUGCUGAAUUGGUCGUUCAUCCAUGCUGGGAAGGUCGCUCGAAUCUCUUCAUCAUGGCCAUCCAGUACACUGUCAAGGUUCGUGUUGACAGCCGUACAUCCUGGCCGAAUGCAGAUAUUUUGCAUUUUCUCAGUUGUCCUGCUCUGAAGGCGCUCUCACGUUGGUCCUUUCGUCUUGAAGAAGUGGCGAUAAGUCUUCACGAGAUGCAUAGGCAAGCCAGGGAGGCUCAAACAGAGGCUCCCCCCUCCGAAUUCUCAAACUUUCUUUACUUCCUCGGCGAGAUAGCCAGCAUGUCGCCAAGUUCUGACUACAAGCAAACCUACCUUGGUCGUCCAGCAUUGCCAGUCACCACUAAGGACUUGAAGAUCCUUACAACUGCGGUGACGCAUUUCGAUUGGGAGGAGGUAGACUGGGCGGAAACUCCAGAAGAGGUCUUUGAUUCUUUUAAGGUCAAGGGGGGCUUUCUAGCGAUCAGUACCCUCAGAAUGACCGACAAUUAAAGCGUUUUGUUCGUCGAAGCCUUGUCGAAAAUUAUCGCCGCAUUGCGAUGAUGAGAGAUGUUUUUGGAGGCCCGAAUCCUCCAGAUGAGACCCCUUCUGAUAAUGAGGUUCUGAGUGGUGAUGAGUCUGAGAGUACUUGAGUUGGCGAUAGCGUCUGGAUGUGGAUCUUAUGGAACUGUUAUUCGAGGUUGUGUCAGAGAAUGAGUAUGGGG
Molecule: messenger RNA, 1127 nt
Organism: Fusarium redolens
Lineage: Eukaryota; Fungi; Ascomycota; Sordariomycetes; Hypocreales; Nectriaceae
Exons: 2
Coding region: 1-915 (304 amino acids)
Source: RefSeq, a predicted model, not a curated record